AUGGUCCGGGGAAAGACGGUGAUCGAGAAGAUCGAAAACACCACAAGCCGGCAGGUGACCUUCUCCAAGAGGAAGGGUGGGCUGUUCAAGAAAGCCAGGGAGCUGGGCGUGCUCUGUGAUGCGCAGGUAGGGGUGCUCCUCUUCUCCAACACAGGACGCCUCUACGACUACUCCAACUCCAACUCCGGGAUGAAAUCACUACUUGAAAGAUACCAACAGGUUAAGGAGGGUCAACAAUUCAUGAGUGCAAGCGCACAAGCUAAGUUUUGGCAAGCAGAGGGAGAACGUUUGAGGCAGCAACUACAUAACUUGCAAGAAAAUAAUAGGCAAUUGUUGGGACAACAUUUAUCUGGCUUAGGUUUGGAAGACUUAAGUGGUUUAGAGAAGCAACUAGAAACGAGCCUGCAUAACAUUCGACUAGCAAAGGACCAACUUACGAUUGAUGAAAUUGAAGAGUUCAAUAAGAAGGGAAACCUCGUACACCAAGAAAAUGUUGAGCUGCACAAGGAACUAAAUAUCAUUCAUCAAGAGAAUAUAUAUUUGCAAAGCAAGCUAAAUGGGCAGCUAGAAGCAAAUGGGGCGAUUACAAGUUCUUCUAGCCAGUGCAGCAUUGCUGCUCGAGAUGGUGCAAAUCUAGUUCGUUUGGAACUCAGCAAACCACAUCAUGCGGAAAAGGAUGAGGAACCAGAAUCACCAACACUGGGUCUUUGA
Molecule: messenger RNA, 711 nt
Organism: Triticum turgidum subsp. durum (durum wheat)
Lineage: Eukaryota; Viridiplantae; Streptophyta; Magnoliopsida; Poales; Poaceae
Source: the annotation of a GenBank genome assembly